Boleophthalmus pectinirostris (great blue-spotted mudskipper) is the source of this 2984-nucleotide messenger RNA. Its product is annotated as membrane-associated guanylate kinase, WW and PDZ domain-containing protein 3-like. NCBI's taxonomy places the organism in Eukaryota, Metazoa, Chordata, Actinopteri, Gobiiformes, Gobiidae. Bases 1 to 1266 code for a protein of 421 amino acids. Gene Ontology annotation, molecular function: protein binding. The record is from RefSeq and is a predicted model, not a curated record. The transcript has 3 exons.
AUGGAAAGUAGCUGCUUCCUUUUCCAUGACAGCCUUUUCUUCGUUCUCCCACAGGUUGGAGAUGAGAUAGUGGAGAUCAACGGAGAGCCGGCGCGGGGCAUCUCUCACACUCGAGCGAUAGAGCUGAUCCAGUCUGGAGGGAACAAAGUGGUUCUGCUGCUGAGACCCAGAGCAGGCCUGGCUCAAGACAGCAGUCCGCGUGAUCCAAAAGUCAUUUCACCUCCUCUCAGCUACUCUGAAGGAGAGGUGUUCUUCUCCGACUCGUCACCCUUGUCUUCUCCAUAUUCCACUUCCGGGGCUUCCGUCUAUGCUUCCUCCCAUCUCUCCGGCAAACUCAAGCAUUCCCGCAGCUGGAGCACCAAUGUUUCUGUGCCAGGCAUUAGCAACUCGCGCAUUAGCAACCCCAGGACUCUGACUUCUGUGGAUGAGGCGAGUGAGUGGGCAGACAAUGAGGCAGAACCACUGUCCCCCCGUAGCUCUGAGCAAGUCCCAUUUUAUUCCAGGGCCAGGCCAGGAAAGGAUGCUAGUAAACUAACCAGCCCAAAGAAAACUGUGGAUACACCCAAAGCCAAAGAGCAACAUCCCAGACCUAAAAACACAACAAAUGUGCAAGAGGUGGCACCAAUCAGAAAAAACACAUCCCCGACCAGGACGAAAACUGCAAACAUCAAGAAGACAUCGCCUCCAGGCAAACAGCAGGGAGCACUAACCCCACUGCAUCAUGAUCUUCAACAAACUAAGGGAUUAAAGGAGUUUUCCAGUAAAGAGAGCUUAGAUUUUGAAAAGAGAAAUGGAAACCUGGCGAUCAGAGGAUUAGCCCGAGAGAUGGAAGGGAAAGGAGGAGGAGAAAGGACAAUGGCAGGCCACAAGCAGGAGAGUUUCAAAAGGAGGGUUGGGGGAGUGACGCAUCAUCACAGGACAGCUCCAAACGUGAACAAACACAGGGACAGAGAUAACAGAACAGACUCAGGGCUCAGAGAUGGUAAGAUGAAAACGUCUGAGGGAAAUAGCAUCAGGAAAGAAAUCAAAAGAGAAUCACCAUCGUCUUUUAAGGAUUUAUUAAAAGGAAAAAAGUCUGUAGAUUCUCCCAGUGAGUCCAAAGAGAGAGGCGCCUCUCAUUUCAAAGAGGGCAGUCAGGAGCUCUCCGUCGCCUCUGUUCCAGGGACCCCACAGAGCCCAAAGGGACCUAUUAGCCCUGGCCCUUGGAAAGUGCCAAGCUCAGCCAAAAUCCUCUCUGAAGCCGAGGUCCUCCGUGACCCUUUGUGAAUAUUGAAUCCCGGUCUGUGACUCGAGCUGUGCCAUGGAAUAAUAUUAGCCCGUUUUUAUUUCAGAGUUCUUCCAUAAAGCAGAGGAGUGCAUGAUGGUGCCACUUCGAUAGUCAGUUUCCACUAUAUUUUUCAGAGUUACCGUGGCAUGUAGCAGCGUCCUUCUGCCAUGUCUACUGCCUCACAUGUGGGAUUUUGGGGUGUGUUACGGGCAACGCCAGAGAAAACCUUAUACGAAAUGUGAAUAUGUGCCAACUGCGCGUCACCCAUUACAAUGCAAAGACCCAUAUGCAACUCAAGACUUGCUGCCCAUUGACAACGGUCUCAUAUUGGUUUACUUUUUGAACUCUUGUCUCUUUGAGGGACAGCUUUUCUCAAAUGUUUGCCCAAAUGCAUGCAGUCGAUUCCUGUUCUUUUUACUGCUUUUAACUUCUCAUUUUUCAGCACAAGACAACCCAGCAAACAUUAAUUUCAUUGGACGCUAGACUGUUCUGUUGUAACAGCAUCAUUUAAAAGACCAGAAACUUGUGGUUAGAGAUCUUGUUUACCGUGUGUAUAAUAGCAAAUCUGUGUGUAAUUUAUUGAGAUUAUAUAGAUUAAUAUAUAUGUACAUGUAGCUGUACCAAGCCAUUCCGCAUUUUUAUAUAGACUCAAAGAUUUGUCCUAACCCCAUGAGAUUGCACCAUCCAAUGUAUUCAAGUGGUAGGAAUAACCUUGGAUCUUUGUAGUUCAUGAACUGCUGUACCAAAUUGUUUGCAACUGCUCAAAACGUGUCUCAUUGUGGAAUUUAAUAUAUACAUUAUUAUAUAUUUGAAUGUGUCAUGUUUUACAGAUUCUAACUUUUAAACUAUCUAUUGAACUCCAUUGCACUGCAUCUGCCCUAGUAGCAUAAAAGAAUGGCAAUGAGAUGUGAAAAUGAAAGCUGUAUUUUAUUUGUGACUUGCUAUUAACAUAUGCUUUUUCUUUUUAACUUUACAGUUUAUAUCUACAGCUUCAUUGUUUAAGUUUAUUACAGAUUUUUAUGUUGAUGAGUUUUGGCUUGUCUGUAUAUGAAAGUGUGCCCAGGUCCCUGUUAAGAUGAAACUGUUAGAGUGUAUAGUUUAUGCUAAUGGAACAUUGAUGUACACUGAUGGUAAGAAAGGGACUUGUUUGAGAUUGAGACUUGUGUGUGUUUAGUGCUCAGGGAACACAAAGUAGCAACAUGUGAUCAGGGAGGUGAGCAGCAGCUGUUUGAUGAAAAUGCUUGGUUUAAUCAUGGUUCAGGCUCUCAGUAAUGUAAAGUGAAGAGCGUAGCAAGCAGGGGUCAGUUUGUGCAAUAGUCUGGAUUGAUAACUUGAUAAAUCCUACUCCUCUUAUCAGGUACAUACAGUUUGUCAUUUCUCUCUCCAUCCCCUGCCCUCUGUGCUUCUGCUCUUUAGUUCUGGACCUUUUGUUUCCCCUCUCUGCAUCAUAAUGUGGCCUUGCAUCACGUCAUUAGAAAACAAUCCUCAUUGUAUCUUCUACAUGUAGGGCUGGUAGAUGUAAAUCUUUGUACAUUGUACAGCACCUUUAUAAAUAGUCGCUGAGUGCAGAGGGAGAAAAAAUAGACGUAUAAUAAUAAAAUGCUCCAUUAUUUUUUUAUGUAAAAAAGAGUAUUUAUCAUGGAUAGAAAUGGAUUGGCUACGACCUUGACAUGGUGUUCUGCUCAUGCACUGAAAAUAAAGUUUUACUGAAAACAUG